Molecule: messenger RNA, 1173 nt
Organism: Zerene cesonia (dogface butterfly)
Lineage: Eukaryota; Metazoa; Arthropoda; Insecta; Lepidoptera; Pieridae
Product: pre-mRNA-splicing factor Syf2
Exons: 1
Coding region: 105-815 (236 amino acids)
Cellular component (GO): post-mRNA release spliceosomal complex; Prp19 complex; catalytic step 2 spliceosome
Source: RefSeq, a predicted model, not a curated record
UCUAUGACAAUGACACCUGACAGUUGACAUUUUCAUGUUGAUCGCGAAUUUUAUUGUUGAUAGUGCUUUAUUUUUGAAAAUACUCUUAAUUAAAACACUUAAAAAUGAGUUCAAAUGAAAUAGAACAAGUAACGACAGCACCUAAAGAAAUGUCAUUCGCUGAGAAACAAGCGGAACGCUUGAAGAGACUGCGAACCUUGCACAACGCUAGAAACGAGGCAAGGAGCCACAACCAUCAAGAAGUCGUAGCUGAAGAAGCUAGAAACAAGUUACCGUCAAACUACGAAGCGAAACGCCGUCAGGCAGAAUGGUUAAUGGACGACCAGAAGAAACGCGAGGAAGCUGCCAAAGAAGGUAAGGAUUACGACCGAGUCAAAUUACUCAACAUAUCAGCAGUAGAAGCGGAGAGAUUAGAACGUAAAAAGAAGAAAAAGAAUCCAGAUCAAGGCUUCUCGACGUACGAACAAGCAACAGUUAGGCAAUAUAACCGUCUUGUCAAGAACAUGCCGUCAGCAGAUAUGGAGCAAUAUGAACAGCAAAAACAAAAAUAUGGCGACGCUUUCUACGGCGGACCAAACGUGAUUAUUCACGGAAUGCACAAAGAUAGAAAGGAAGCCGUGGAUAAAAUGGUAGAUGACCUGGAGGGACAAAUUGCCAAAAGAGCUAAAUAUUCCAGGAGACGGACUCACAAUGACGACGCUGAUAUUGAUUACAUUAAUGAACGGAAUGCCAAAUUCAAUAAGAAGUUGGAACGAUUCUAUGGUGAACACACUGCAGAGAUUAAACAGAACUUAGAACGGGGAACUGCAAUUUAAAUACUUUGUCAGUCAGGUUUUACAAUAUGUAAUGUGAUUCUGUAAAUAGUAUAAUCAAUGGAUAGGUUCCAUAAGAAAAGGACAAUAAUGUACAGUGUGACUUCUCUUAGUUUCUUUUUAUUCUUUACUAUUUGGUAAGUCAAUGAGUUGCUAUUUUAAAAAAGAUAAAAAUUUAAAGAAAAUUUUAAGAUGAAUUCUUGCUUUGUUAAAAAUCUAAAUAGGAGAUAAUGAUAUCAAUAAUAUAAUUUUGUUCUUCAAUUGUCAGUAACAUUUCAAUGGAAGGAACCGAUGUUGAAAUAUUUUUGUUCUAAGAACUAAAAAAAUUCUAUGGUUUGAAAAUAUAUUCUCAUUAGCCAAG